Messenger RNA from Xiphias gladius (swordfish), 3137 nucleotides. RefSeq names its product parathyroid hormone 2 receptor a (gene pth2ra). The transcript has 13 exons. Gene Ontology annotation, biological process: cell surface receptor signaling pathway; adenylate cyclase-modulating G protein-coupled receptor signaling pathway. Bases 527 to 2149 code for a protein of 540 amino acids. The record is from RefSeq and is a predicted model, not a curated record. Gene Ontology annotation, molecular function: peptide hormone binding; parathyroid hormone receptor activity; G protein-coupled peptide receptor activity. Gene Ontology annotation, cellular component: plasma membrane. NCBI's taxonomy places the organism in Eukaryota, Metazoa, Chordata, Actinopteri, Istiophoriformes, Xiphiidae.
GUCGACUCGUUAAAAAAGCAGGUUGAGGCAGCUCGACGCCCCGGUGCAGCUCCGUGGUAGCGAGUGAUCACAUGCUCAGGGGAUCUGCGACAGAUAAAACUUUUCAUGACGUGACCUUGAAGCCCCCCCCUCCCACACCGACUUCCCUGCCUCGCGUGCCACAUCACAGACUAAGGGAAAUCUCCUGUGCCAGCGCGCGCCCGGAGACUCCUCCGCUCGAGCCAGCGGUAUGAGGCGGUAGCCAACUCAUUUGCGAGCAUUCACCUGGGAGGACCUUUGCGGGCGCACGAGGAUAGGGCCGGGGUGGCAGAACCACGUGGAAUUCGUGGUCUGAUGAAGUCCACUGCCGCACCCCCUCACCCUGCGCUGGAUAGCCCAGCUUUGAACCACCACGUGGCGGUCAAACUUUCUAAUAAUGUGAAGCUCUUACCCAAUGUAUGCGCCGCCAACAGAGGGAAUGUUUAUCUCACGCGCGAGGUUGCCUGAAUUCAAAUGAACGUACAGUGUUAGUUUUACACCGGCGGAGAUGAAGGCAGACGGAGGAACUAUGCACUCGCUCCCGUGGAUAUUGCUCAUAAACUUUUUCCUUUGCUGGACUUCGGCUGACGCACAGAUAGGGUUUGAUGGUCCUCUCUCUGCACAGGAGCAGAUGUACAUCCUUUACGAAAUCAAACUGCAGUGCUACCAGAACCUCUCCAACAUUGACCCAGGGUCCAAAGAUGAGGUGUGCCCUCCAGAAUGGGACGGUCUUAUUUGUUGGCCCCGUGGCUCCCCUGGGCUGGUUACCAAGGUUCCCUGCCCGCCUUACAUCUAUGACUUCAAUCACAUAGGACAUGCUUACAGAGAGUGUGAUGUCAACGGUUCCUGGGUGUUUGUGGACCAUUGGAACAAAACAUGGACCAACUACUCAGAGUGUCUGCGCUUCAUUCAGACCAGUGAUGAGGAAGAGCGACAACACUUCUUUGAGCAGCUGUAUGUCAUGUAUACCAUUGGCUACUCUGUGUCCUUCAGCUCUCUGCUAGUGGCCAUCUUCAUCAUUGGAUACUUCAGGCGUCUUCACUGUACCAGAAACUACAUCCACAUGCACCUGUUUGUUUCAUUCAUGUUACGGGCAGCCAGUAUCUUUGUGAAGGACAAAGUCGUCUAUUCCAGUGCUGGAUUGCAGGACUUUGAUUCUGCCCUGUUGGACAACUUAAAAACAGUUAGCAUAGCAUCAUUGGACAAGUCUAAGUAUAUUGGCUGCAAGGUGACUGUGCUGCUCUUCAUCUAUUUUCUGGCCACCAACUACUACUGGAUCCUUGUAGAAGGCCUCUACCUUCACAGUCUCAUCUUCAUGGCUUUCCGAUCAGACUCUAAAUACCUUUGGUGCUUCACACUCAUCGGAUGGGGUGUUCCAGCUGUUUUUGUGGCAGUGUGGGCGAUUGUCAGGACAACUCUAGCAGAUGCAAGAUGUUGGGAGUUAAGUGCUGGUAACAUUAAGUGGAUCUACCAGGUUCCCAUCUUGACAGCCAUUGGGCUCAACUUUGUCUUGUUUGUGAACAUUGUGAGAGUGCUGGCCACUAAAAUUCGAGAGACAAACGCAGGGAGAUACGACACCAGGAAACAGUACAGGAAACUGGCAAAGUCCACCCUUGUGCUCGUGCUAGUGUUUGGCAUCCACUACAUCAUUUUUGUAGGGGUGCCUUAUACGUUUGAGGGACCGAGCUGGGAGGUCCGCAUGUACUGUGAGCUGUUCUUCAAUUCAUUCCAGGGUUUCUUUGUGUCCAUUAUCUAUUGCUAUUGCAAUGGUGAGGUCCAGACAGAGAUAAAGAAAACAUGGACACGCUGGAACCUGGCCUUUGAGUGGGAGGGCCCAGUGGUCUGCGGCUGCUACCGUUACGGAUCCGAGGUUGUUGGCCUCAACAACCAUAGCACCAGCAGUCAGUCCCACCUGGCUGGGGGUGGGCCUCCCACACGCUCCACCACGGGUCCCCCCGUGAUCAGCAUGCACGCCACUCUCCCAGGUUACGUGAUCAGUCAUUCAGACCCAUCCAUACCUGAAGAACCUGAGGACAGUGGCCCCAAGCAGGUGGACGAUAUCUCACUGAAGGAAAAUCUGCCAGCUCUAAAUAUGAGUGCAACAGCUGAGGAUGAGGAGGAAACACUGUAGCAGCUGUCUAAUGUCAGAAGAGGCUGUAGCGACUUGUGGAAAAUUUUGCAGGUGGAGCUGUGCCAACACAUUACAGCCUAAUGUAACUUGAACUGUGAAGAGGGAAUCAAAGGCAAACAAAAUGUUUGAGUGUAUGUACAGGAAAUGGAAAAAUGUCUUGAACUCCUUUUAGAAAACAGAACUUAAAGUACAAACCGAAUAAGUUAUGAAGUUGAAUGCUAGUUAGCAGCCACAGUGUCUUGAUACUUGAUACUACUUGCCACCACCAAAUUCUGAAUUUUUUUCAAAUUGUACAUACAGAGGCUUUAACAAACCAUACUGGUCAUGGUGAAAAAAUAAAAAUUAUAAAUGUUGAGUGAUUGUCUGACACAGUCUGUGAGCCUGAGCUGCAGGUGUUGACUUUAUACCGUACUGCCUGCACUGGCGCUCAAUGUUCUUGAUUGCAAAUGCAAAUUUUUUGUAUGUGUAUAUUUUUUGUAGGAGACGGGGGUGCAAGGUGCCACCUCAUGUUUCAGCAUGAGCAGGUGUGUUGGUAGGUAGUUUAAGCCAGCUGUUGGCUUGGACCGACCCUCUUACUGAGGACGAUAGCUUAUCACCUUCAGAAGAUUAGGCAUGACACAGAGAUCAGAAGCUUCUGCAGGUGUCUGUAAAUUCAAAAAGAAGCAAAAUUAUCGACUAAACCCUGUUUUUCUCAGGCAGGGCAACACCAUAGUGCCCUCUAUUAUCCAGUGUCCCCUGGAGGCCACUCGACAGGCUGGAAAAUAUGCUGUUGCAUACACAUGUAGCUGUGGUGGUCUGAUUUAUCUCUGCAUUUCCAGUAAAGUGUACUUUUCCCUCUAUUACCUUGACUGUGUUUAACAUAGGUACGACACCCGAGGAUAGUGAUAAGCCACAGUAGGAAGAAAGCACACACAGAAACGUGCAACAGAAAUAUACACAAAAUAUAGGUGAUAAGAGAGAGCUGUUAAAAAAAACAGUGGCAGCACCA